Enterobius vermicularis (human pinworm) is the source of this 2526-nucleotide messenger RNA. The record is from the annotation of a GenBank genome assembly. NCBI's taxonomy places the organism in Eukaryota, Metazoa, Nematoda, Chromadorea, Rhabditida, Oxyuridae.
AUGCUUGUGGAUAAUACUGGAAAAGAAAAUGUGGUAAGGGACUCCGAAGUUGAACCCAAAAAAGGGAAAAAUGACGAGGAUUUGGGUUUUGAAGAAGACAUACUUCGAAAUCCUUUUUCUCUAAGAAGCUGGCUUCGUUAUAUAGAACAUAAGAAGAAACAUGAUAAGUCACUGAAGCAGAUAAACUUGGUAUAUGAAAGGGCCCUUAAGGAGUUACCUGGAAGUUACAAACUCUGGUACAGCUAUCUUCGAUUUCGCCGCAAAUUAGUAGCUGACAAAUGCCCUACAGACCCUGCCUAUCAAAGGUUGAACAACGUCUAUGAGCGCGCCUUAGUUUUCAUGCAUAAAAUGCCUCGGAUUUGGAUGGAUUACUGUGAGUUGAUGACACAACAACGGUAUAUUACAUCAACACGGAGAGUGUUUGAUCGUGCGUUGAGGGCAUUACCAGUUACGCAGCAUGAUAGAAUUUGGCCUCUGUAUAUCAAAUUUGUUACCAGCCAUAAGAUUCCUGAGACAACAAUUCGGGUCUAUAGAAGAUGCUUAAUGUUGUUCCCUGAGUACCGUGAAAAUUUUGUGGAUUACUUAAUCGGUAUUGAUCGUGUCGACGAGGCUGGUCAGCAGCUCGCAAUACUUGUAAACGACGACAAAUUGGUAUCGCCAAAUGGCAAAACUACUUAUCAGUUGUGGACAGAGCUUUGCGAAUUGAUAUCAAAAAAUCCCAAUAAGGUUCAUUCAUUAAAUGUUGAUGCAAUCAUUCGUCAGGGCAUACAGAGGUACACUGACCAAGUUGGUUCUUUAUGGUGUGCUCUCGCUGAGUAUUAUAUUCGCGCGGGACGUUUUGAAAAGGCGCGAGAUGUGUACGAGGAAGCCAUUGUAACAGUAAAAACUGUACGAGAUUUUACUCAAGUAUUCGACGCAUAUUCACGGUUCAGUGAACGUGCUACAUGUGCCAAGAUGGAUAUGAUUGAAAAAGAAGGAAGUGACGAGGAGUCACGCCUUGAACUUGAGUUGCUAUUUGAAUAUCUGUUGGAAAGACGUCCCUUACUGCUUAGUAGCGUUCUUCUGCGACAGAAUCCACACAAUGCACAUGAGUGGUUAAACCGUGUAGAAUUAUUCAAAGGCAAUAAAGCAAAACAAAUCGAGACCUUUAACGAAGCGGUUGCAACCGUAGAUCCUAAGUACCAGACCGGUAAACUUUCAAAUAUCUGGAUUAAAUUCGCAAAGUUUUAUGCAGAAGAAGGAGAUAUUGAGAAGGCUCGCGAGACUUUCGAAAAGGGUUUGCAAUCUAACUAUGUUAAAGUCGAUGAUCUGGCGACUGUUUGGUGUGAGUAUGUUGAAAUGGAACUGAAACUAAAAAAAUUAAUGCAACGUGCUACAGCAAUACCUCCACGUAGGAGUCACUAUUUUGAUGAGUCGGAACCUGUCCAGUUUAGGGUUUACAAGUCACUAAAGGUAUGGUCGUUAUGCGCCGAUAUUGAAGAGGCUUUCGGCACUUUGGAGGAUUGUCAAGCAGUAUACGAACGAAUAAUUGAUCUUCGUAUUGCAACGCCGCAGAUUAUAAUUAACUAUGCCAAAUACUUGGAAGAAAACAACUAUUUUGAAAAUGCAUUUGCGGCUUAUGAAAAAGGAAUAGCACUUUUUAAAUGGCCUAUUGUUAACGAAAUAUGGCAUGCGUACUUGGUCUCAUUCUUAAAACGAUAUGGAGGUAAAAAGCUAGAGAGGGCUCGUGAUCUUUUUGAGCAAUGUCUGGAGAACUGUCCGCCAAAGUUUGCUAUGUGCUUUUACCUAUUGUAUGCAAAGCUUGAAGAGGAACAUGGUUUGCCGCGACAUGCUAUGAACAUUUAUAGCCGUGCCACUACUGCUGUAGAAAGAAGUCAGAUGUACAAAGUAUUUAAUAUUUAUAUUAAAAAGGCAAUGAGUAUGUAUGGUAUGACGCAGACGAGACCAAUCUUUCAAACUGCAAUUGAAAUGUUACCUGAAGAUGAGUCUCGGAAGAUGAGCAUUCGUUUUGCCCAGAUGGAAAGGACUUUGGGAGAAAUUGAUCGAGCACGAGCCAUUUAUGCACACUGUUCUGAAAUUUGCGAUCCUAGAGUGCAUGGGCAGUUCUGGGAAACAUGGAAAGAGUUUGAAAUAAAACACGGAAAUGAGGAUACAGUUAGAGAGAUGCUUCGUAUAAAACGUUCUGUCCAAGCUGCUUAUAAUGCUAACGUGAAUAUAAUGAGUGCACAGAUGUUGGUGUAUCAUUGGUAUAAAACAGUCCAUUUUAUAGCGGAAGCAGCAGGAGACAGUAUGGUACUGCUGGAAGCACGCGCACAAAAAAUAGCCGAAGAAGAGGGUGGUUUCAAACCUGUUGUUGGCAACAGCCAAAUAAGAUUUGUUCGUGGGGAAGGGCAAACAACUAAGGACGAUACGGCUGAAAAUCCAGAUGAGAUAAAUAUUGAAGACGAUGAAGAUGAUGGUAAGCAAAUUCUUAAUUCUAGAAAAAUGGUGAACGCUCAAAUUAACGAAUUUUGUUUUAGAUUAUAA